Molecule: messenger RNA, 1117 nt
Organism: Oryctolagus cuniculus (rabbit)
Lineage: Eukaryota; Metazoa; Chordata; Mammalia; Lagomorpha; Leporidae
Source: RefSeq, a predicted model, not a curated record
AUGUGGUCAACUCUAGAAGGCUUUACCGAUGCCAUUGUCCCCCGCAUCUGCUUGCCAGUCAGCUGUGGUCAACCCCACCUGUUCUUCGACACCACUGUCACUGGCAAGUCUUUGGGGUGCGUCUCCAUUGAGCUAUUUGCAGACAGCAGAAAACUUCUGUGCUCUGAGUGCUGGCAAGGAUUUGGGUUACCAGGGUUCCGGCUUUCACAGGAUUAUUCCAGGGUUUAUGCCUGCUUUCACCAGAUUAUUCCAGGGUUUAUGUGUCAGGGCACUGACUCCUCAUGCCAUCAUGGCACUGGGGGCAAGUCCACGUUUGGAGAGAAAUUCGAUGAUGAAAACUUCAGCCUGAAGCACACAGGUCCUGGCAUCCUAUCCUUGGCAAAUGCUGGCCCCAACAGAAACGGUUCCAGGUUUUUUACCUACACUGCCAAGACUGAAUGGUUGGAUGGCAAGCAUGUGGUCCUUGGCAGAGUGAAAGAGGACAUGAGUAUCAUGGAAGCCAUGGAGCGCUUUGGGUCUGAGCAUGGCAAGACCAGCAAGAUGACCAUUGCCAACUGUGGACCACUCUCAUACAUCUGAUUUGCUUUAUCUUAACCCUCAGCCCACUCCUUCUGUAGCUCAGGAGAGUGUCCUCCAUCCCAUCUGCUCGGGAAUCGCUGUACUUCUCUCACCGCAGCUCUUUGGAUUCUGUGUUUUCCUUACUUCUCCUCUAAGUUUAGCGGGAUUGCAGUUAAAGUUAUGAUUAUGAAAUAAAAACAUAAAUAAAAAGAGGAACACUAGCUAACUAAUCAAAUAACAUGUAAAAAUAAUUAUAUACCAAAAAACACAAAGAAUUAUAUACCAUGACUAAAUGGGAUGCAUCCUAGAUAUGCAAGAAUGGCCCAACUUCCAAAAAUCAUUAGGGUCUGGCAUUAUGGUAAGGUAAGCCACUACUUGAGACACUGGCAUCCACAUCACUGUGCUGAUUUGAGUCCUGGCUGCUUGGUUAAUGGCCCAGGUACUUAGGCCCCUGCCUCCCACUGUGGGAAACCUGGAUGGAGUUUCUGGCUUCUGCUUUCUGCCUGGCUCAGUCAUGCCUGUUACAGUCAUUUGGGAGUGAACCAGCAGAUGGAAAAUA